GACAUUAGGUUGUUUGAGUUUCUUGUGGUUAGUUGAUUUUUUUUUAAAAAAAAAACUCCAAAUUUUCAUUAGGUGAAACUGAUGUGUUUUAUGAAGAAAAAGAAUCAACCCAAACCAGGCUGCUGAAUCAUUGUAUUUUGUUAAAUAUUUUUUUUUUAACAGUGGGAGGAAAGAAGGAAGAAAAACAACUGUGAAAGACCUUCCAGAAGAUUUAAGUGUUUAUAAGUGGGACGAUAACAAUAAAUCACAGGGUUGCUGGCCCUGUUACAGAUGAUGCAUGUGAAAUGAUCCCACAGUUUGUGCUGUAUUUUUCUAUUUGCAGGGAAGCAAUAAGCCGACUGUGUGAAGCUGUAUCGGGUACAAAUGGAGCUAUAAAAAAGCGGAAGCCUCCAGUGAAGUUUCUGUCUUCUAUACUUGGCAAAAGUAACCUUCAGUUUUCUGGCGUGAAUAUAAAACUGACCAUUUCAACAAGCAGUCUCACUUUGAUUAGUGUUGACACGCAGCAGAUUAUUGCCAACCAUCACAUGCAGUCCAUCUCAUUUGCUUCAGGAGGUGACCCAGAUACAACAGACUAUGUUGCAUAUGUAGCAAAAGAUCCUGUUAACCAGAGAGCAUGCCACAUACUGGAGUGCCCCAAUGGGAUGGCCCAGGAGGUGAUAAACACCAUAGGGCAGGCUUUUGAGCUGCGGUUCAAACAGUACCUGAAGAACCCAUCUGGCGUGGUUACGUCCAAUGAAAGCGAGGCAGCAAAUGCUAAUGGAUCAGCUGGGAAUUCACAGGAGAGGGAGGAUCAUGAAUAUUAUGAGCCUCCCACCGGUGGAGUGUUAGACAUGCGAAUGAAAGUGCAAAUAGACCAAAGGGCUAACUGUCUCACACAGUGCAAAAAGCAGUAUUGCUUGACAGGCAGCCCGACAUUCAUCAAUAUAUAUGAAAACUGCCCAGAAGAAAACAAAACUGUGGGCAAUUGCGGUGAAAGAUCACAGAAGACAAAAAAAGACGCAACAUUAUUGAAGCCUGCCUACAAAACAGAUCUUUUUGAUGAUCCGUGUUACAUCAACACACAGACCCUGCAGUCUGCAGUCUGUACAGCCCGCGGUACAGCAACAGCACAGAUCCAUGGGAGCCCACUGCGUCAGGCCAAGUUACCAGAAGCUGUUCAGCAGAGUGCCACAAGCAACACAGCUGGUCUCUGUGUUCUGCCACAAAUAAAGCAACAGCUAAAGAAUGAAGAUUGUUACCAUGGCAAAUUAAACAGAAAAGCAGCAGAAAGCCUCUUAGUCAACGAUGGGGAUUUUCUGGUGCGAGAGAGCACAACGUCACCUGGUCAGUAUGUCCUCAGUGGACUUCAGGGAGGGCAAGCAAAGCAUCUGCUCUUGGUGGAUCCUGAGGGCAAGGUGAGAACCAAAGACCAUAUAUUUGAUAGUGUGGGUCAUCUUAUUCAGUAUCACAUGGAAAAUAAUUUGCCAAUCAUCUCUUCUGGAAGUGAAGUGAACUUGAAGCAGCCUGUAAGGAAAGAGAGUAACGUGGGGCAUAUGCAAUAUCACAAAUAAUCCCUUGGAUCUCGCAAAUCCCAAGACAAUUCAUAUCUGAAAACUGUACCCAGAACUUUCUGUUAUGAAGACAAUUUUAAAAAGUACAGACUGCACUUUCUGCUGCUGUUCCAGAAGAUGCCCUUUUGUGUGUGUAUGUAUGAAUAUAUGUAUAUGUGUAUAUCUAUGUAGAUCUAUAGAGAUCAACAAGCAUAGUUAUAUAGAUAUAUAUAAUCUUAAUCUUAAUGAAAUUACACCUUCAGAGUGUGAGAUUCAUUUGUGAGAAGGUAUUUUAGACAUGCACAAAUGUCACUUUCAAGGUCAUACUGAAUCAGUAACUAUUUAAAAGCACAAUUAAACCUCUACAUGCAAAAGCUCACUUGAACGAACUGCUGGAACAUUAGUAUGUGCCUUUUAGCAUAGGAUUAUUGGAAACCAAUAUUAUUUAUACUGAAUCAGUUUUGGGUGGUUAAACAAACAUGUCUUAGCUUUUAACUAUUUGCCAAACCAAAUACAAUUUGAAUAUUACUAAAAUGUCAUCUGCUUUCGAUAGACACUAACGAUUUCAUUUUGCU
This is a messenger RNA of Pelecanus crispus (Dalmatian pelican), 2104 nucleotides long. The record is from RefSeq and is a predicted model, not a curated record. Lineage: Eukaryota; Metazoa; Chordata; Aves; Pelecaniformes; Pelecanidae.